GGAUGAACCUUCGGGAUGCAGAAACAGGGAAAAUCCUCUGGCAAGGAACAGAAGAUCUGUCUGUACCUGGAGUGGAGCAUGAAGCUCGAGUUCCUAAAAAAAUCCUGAAAUGUAAAGCAGUGUCUCGGGAGUUAAACUUUUCCUCAGCAGAACAAAUGGAAAAAUUCCGACUGGAACAGAAAGUUUAUUUCAAAGGGCAGUGUCUAGAAGAAUGGUUCUUUGAAUUCGGUUUUGUGAUUCCUAACUCCACAAACACUUGGCAGUCCUUGAUAGAGGCAGCACCUGAAUCACAGAUGAUGCCAGCUAACGUUUUAACUGGUAAUGUUAUUAUAGAAACCAAAUUCUAUGAUGACGACCUUCUCGUAAGCACUUCCAGAGUGAGACUUUUCUACGUUUGAGAUGGGGCUUUUUGGAGCUGUUUUAGUUUUCCUCCAUACAGUUCUUGGUGCAGAACCCCCCAACUAUCCAGUGGAAGACACUCCCGUAGGCGGUGACCCUGGGGACCAGCUCAACAUGGGUUGUGACCUUUGCCCAUCAGUUAUUUUGCUUUCUCCUCUGACAAGACCAGACCGAACCCUCAGAGACAGGACCAUCUGCUCAGCGAUGCACUGGGGAAUAGAGGCUGUCUCUGAACACGGGCAAACGAUGGUCGUGCAGAACCAAUACUGUAAAUUAUGUUAGUCUCAUCCUUUGUACUUCUCUGGAUCCUGGUAUAAUCUCCCAUUUCCACUCACACCAAACUCUCAAUGCGUUUCAUUAUUGGGGGAUUAAGUUAACCUUUUCAUUUUUCUCAUGUUGUAGGUUUUUAUCCUUUCACUGGAUUUCUGUGUAACUGGUCCACACAUCCUCUUACCCUGAACUUGUAAAAUAGACUGUGAUAUCACCUAAUGUAAUUAAAACAAAUUUCUCAAUUAAAACAUUCCUACCGUCCAAAGAAGGGAAGAAA
Messenger RNA from Pelecanus crispus (Dalmatian pelican), 946 nucleotides. The record is from RefSeq and is a predicted model, not a curated record. Lineage: Eukaryota; Metazoa; Chordata; Aves; Pelecaniformes; Pelecanidae.